This is a messenger RNA of Aphidius gifuensis, 530 nucleotides long. RefSeq lists its product as uncharacterized. NCBI's taxonomy places the organism in Eukaryota, Metazoa, Arthropoda, Insecta, Hymenoptera, Braconidae. The transcript is spliced from 3 exons. Bases 114 to 512 code for a protein of 132 amino acids. The record is from RefSeq and is a predicted model, not a curated record.
AAAGACCAUGCAGGUGAAUAUAACACAUAAGCAUUCACCUCCACGCAAGGCACAGGUCCUUAAAAAUUUUAGCAACAUAAAAAUAAAGGUUAUUUGCAUUUUGACUGUGAAAAAUGGGCAAGUAUAAUCUCCGUUGCAACCGAGUAGUUAGUGAAAAAUUGUUACAAAAAGAUUUUAUAUACGACUCAACUAUAUUACCAAAAAAGAAUACAGAAAAACAACCACGUGCUUCAACAACACGAGUACCUCGGCCACAUGGCUCAGUUUGUUCGCCAAAUGAUUGUGUAGUUUCAUUGGAAAAAGAAGAAGAUGACAUUGAAAUUCCACGUGAAACACGAGUUUUACAUUUCAAGUGCAACUUUUGCAAUGAGCCAAUUGCAACAAGGAUGUCACUAUCAACUCAUGUUAAAUCACAUUGUCGUGAAUACUGCAGAAUAUGUUUUUGGGUUGUUCAAGAUGAUGAAAGUAUUGAUGAACACAAAAACAAACAACACAAUACAGAUUUAAAAUAAUUCAUGAUAUAUACUCAA